This is a messenger RNA of Rotaria socialis, 1812 nucleotides long. The record is from the annotation of a GenBank genome assembly. NCBI's taxonomy places the organism in Eukaryota, Metazoa, Rotifera, Eurotatoria, Philodinida, Philodinidae.
AUGACCAGUACAAUAGCAUUUAUUGAUAUCAAUAUUCAUUUAAAUCUCAAUGGAUUAUCUAUGUUAACAAAUGGUCGUAAAUAUAUCAUACCAUGUCAAAGUUACUUUAAUCGUCAAUCAAGAAACGACUUAGCCAAAAUAAAUUAUGAACGAAUAUCAAACAUCGCAAAAGAAUGUAUUGGUAAACAUCAAAUGUCAGUAAGUGAUGAACGAGCUAAACUAGCUUUUCGUGAAUUAGAACAAAUGAUUCAAGAAUUAUACACAAAACCAUUAUCAAGAAAAUUAUAUCGACGUGCGCAAGGUGAAUAUCGCAUCGUAAAACGACUUCAAAAAUUAAUUCGUACUCAAUCGGACAUUAUUAUACGUCGAAUAGAUAAAGGUGAAGGAUUCUAUUUAGGUAGAAAAACAACGAUGGACAUGAAAACACAAGAAUAUAUGAAUAAAACUGAAGCUUAUCAAGUUAUAACGACCGAUCAAUGCCCUCUUAUGAACAUUUUACAUUCAGUUGAAAAUCUACUCGAUUAUCUUCUCAAGAAUAAAGCAAUCACUUCAGAUCGACGUAAAAAACUCUUACCAGAUGUUAACAAACUUGAAUUAGCCUAUUUAUAUACUUUACCUAAAAUACACAAGGCUGGUAUACCAAUACGUCCGAUUAUUUCUGGCUUACAUGCUCCAGUUAGAUGUAUUUCCAAAUUUUUAAAUGAUUUACUUGCACCAAUUUAUUUACAAGUUGCACAUGAGACAACAUUUACUAAUGGUAUUGAUGUCAUUCGACGACUCGAGCAAUAUGCUGCCAAAGGUUACUUGAAAUCAACAACAAAAUUAUUUACAGCGGAUGUAGAAAAUCUCUAUACUAUGGUACCACGUGAAGGUGGCAUUAAGGCUUUAAUGGAAUUUUUAAACAAACAUACAAAAAAUGGUAAAAUUGGGCCAUUUACGAUCGAUAUGAUACUCAGAAUGGCUCGACUCAUUUUGGAUACAAAUUAUUUUGUUUAUAAUGACAAGUAUUAUCACCAGAAACGUGGUGGAGCAAUGGGUUCAGCAUUUACACAAGUCUUCGCUAAUAUUUAUAUGCUCGAAUGGGAACAAGAAUUAAUUCAACAUCAAGCAUCAAGAAAUGAAAUAUACGGAAGAUAUAUCGAUGAUAUUUUUAUGACAACAAACAUGAAUAUAGAUGAAAUAACAACACUACUUGACAAAGUACAACACAAGGAUCCAAAUAUUAAAAUAACACCUACCACAGCAGAGACGGUUCAUUUUCUGGAUGUUGCUAUUAUGAACGACAAUGGACACUUAAGAACAUUCAUUUAUCAUAAACCAAGUGCUGAUCCAUAUUAUUUACCAUAUACAUCAGAUCAUCCGCAUCGAAUACAUAGAAAUAUACCAUACAUUGGAUUGUUAAGAGCAGCAAGAUUUUGUUCAAAUUUACAUGAUUUUCAUUUAGAACGAAUACGUAUUGAAUUAACGCUAUUAUUAAAUAAUUAUGCACCGAAACUGGGAAAAAAAGCCAAUCCAUCCAAAUCUUCUAUAGAAAAUGUUCUUCGAAAAGAAGAAUCUAUUUGGCAGUACAUCAAAUCAACAAUGGGUAUUCAAUGUGAAUUUCCACAUAAGUUAAAUAACGUUCUUCUUUAUGGUGAAUUAUCAGAAAAAAUUCAUCUUCCUCGACUUUAUCGAUUGUACCUUCCAUCGGAUAUGGAAAUUGAUACUCGAGAAUUUUUUAUUGAAUUAUCAAGAAUAUUCAACUGUCAAACUGAAGAAAUCGAUGCACAUUCAGCAGCUGCUUGUGCUUAUGAACAAUAUAAAGACAAAUAG